GAGAUUCCACCAGAGCAAGUGCUUACUAAUGAUAUGGAACUAUCAGGUACUGUUGAGAUGUCGCAACCCAAGAGGGAUGGAGGGUUAAACGGACACGCUCGUGUCCGUUUAUAUUGUCCCUGCAACAAGUAUGGGCCAUGUGACGCCUUUACCCAAACUGAAUUGUUAACUUGUCACUACUGCAAGCUCCAACAGCACGCAGCGUGUUUUGGCGUAGUUCGUCACUUGGCAUCUCGAGUGACGGAACACUGUUGUUCGAAAUGUUAUGAUGUCGAUACAACCCGUACUCCUACUGAUACUAAAUUGGUUUCCUUGACUAUGAGGAAACGGGAGAGUCUAUGCAUUUUACGUCGAACAUUGGCUGUGUUCGGAAGUCGAAACCAUUGGAGCCCGGGACUUGAUGGACAAAUUCGAUAUAUCUGAGUCCAACGCUGCUAAUCUCAUGCAGUUACUUCAUUCCAAUAAAAUUAUCCAACAAAAUUCACAAUCCAAACGUCAGAAAAUAGAAAAGAAUCAGUUAAAAAUAUUGAUGUCCAACUUCUUCCACACUACCGAGGAUAACAUAGUCGAUCUACUAUUAACCGAAUUCGUUUCCCAAGAAAGUGUACCAGAUCCCAUUUCUAGAGCUCUAAAUGUCACGGAAAAGAUUUCAAUCAA
This is a messenger RNA of Colias croceus (clouded yellow), 657 nucleotides long. RefSeq lists its product as uncharacterized. Bases 34 to 423 code for a protein of 129 amino acids. Lineage: Eukaryota; Metazoa; Arthropoda; Insecta; Lepidoptera; Pieridae. The transcript is spliced from 5 exons. The record is from RefSeq and is a predicted model, not a curated record.